This is a messenger RNA of Prionailurus viverrinus (fishing cat), 4369 nucleotides long. RefSeq names its product solute carrier family 16 member 14 (gene SLC16A14). NCBI's taxonomy places the organism in Eukaryota, Metazoa, Chordata, Mammalia, Carnivora, Felidae. The transcript is spliced from 5 exons. Gene Ontology annotation, molecular function: monocarboxylic acid transmembrane transporter activity. Gene Ontology annotation, biological process: transmembrane transport; monocarboxylic acid transport. The record is from RefSeq and is a predicted model, not a curated record. Bases 441 to 1973 code for a protein of 510 amino acids.
CCGGCCACAAGAGUGUGCACGUGAGGUGAACUGCAAUUUCUUCCUGCCAAACCAGAAUUAGCCGGUAUAGGAAUGAACGAGCGUGGAGAUUUGAAAUUGCACCGAUUGGAAGAAAGCCCGGGUUAGGUUCGGGCACCUCCAAACGUACCCUUUUUAAAGCCACACGGACUGAGGCCUGGAGCUCGGAGCUCCGCGACACGCGCACCUGGCCUGGCAGCAAGCGGCGGAGGAGCCCGGGCGCCGGGCGCCGAGCGCACGGAGCCGGCCGGAGAGCCGAGCCGCAGCCCCCGGCAUCUCCAUCCAGGAUGCUGGGCGACAUUGCAACAAAUCUCUACGCCCAGCCGCUCAGGGGGCUCCGAGGAAAACUGCAAGUUCGGGGAUCCGGGCCGGGAGCCGAGUGAGGCCGCAGCCCCGCGGGCUGCGGGCGAAAAUCUUGGAAAAUGUAUACAAGUCAUGAAGAUAUUGGGUAUGAUUUUGAAGACGACCCCAAAGAUAAGAAGACGCUUAAGCCCCACCCAAACAUUGACAGUGGGUGGGCUUGGAUGGUGGUUCUUUCCUCUUUCUUCGUGCACAUCCUCAUCAUGGGCUCCCAGAUGGCCCUGGGAGUCCUCAACGUGGAGUGGCUUGAAGAAUUCCACCAGAGCCGUGGCCUGACUGCGUGGGUCAGCUCCCUCAGCAUGGGCAUCACCUUGAUUGUGGGACCUUUCAUCGGCUUGUUUAUUAACACCUGUGGGUGUCGCCGGACCGCAAUAAUUGGAGGGCUGGUGAACUCCCUCGGCUGGGUAUUGAGUGCCUAUGCAGCAAACGUGCAUUAUCUCUUUAUCACCUUUGGAGUGACAGCUGGCUUUGGAAGUGGGAUGGCCUACCUGCCGGCUGUGGUCAUGGUGGGAAGGUACUUUCAGAAGAGACGCGCCCUUGCCCAGGGCCUCAGCACCACCGGGACGGGGUUUGGCACCUUCCUCAUGACGGUUUUGCUCAAGUACCUGUGCGCGGAGUACGGUUGGCGGAACGCGAUGUUCAUCCAAGGCGCUGUGUCCUUGAACUUGUGUGUUUGCGGGGCGCUUAUGAGGCCCCUCUCUCCUGGGAAGGAGCUCAACGACGACCGUGGAGGGAAGGAUCCACAGGUGGUCCCGGCUCAGUCCCCUGGAUCCAAGUCAAGCGGACAGUUGGACGGAGCAAAAGAGAAGGGUGGCGGGCCCAGGAAUGAGGAGACCCUCGGGGACCUCCCCGCCCAGGCGGGCCAAGAGAAGGCAGGGCACGGCCAGAACAUGGGCGCCUUUCGGGUCCUGAAGACGGCGAGCCAGCUGACCAGGAGAGUCAAGAAGGGCUUCCGAGCCUGGUACUCGGGCUAUUUUGGAGCAGCCUCGCUCUUCACUAAUCGGAUGUUUGUCGCCUUCAUUUUCUGGGCUCUGUUUGCCUACAGCAGCUUUGUCGUCCCCUUCAUCCACCUCCCAGAAAUAGUCAAUUUGUAUAAUUUAUCCGAGCAAAACGAUGUUUUCCCUCUGACCUCAAUUAUAGCAAUAGUGCAUAUCUUUGCAAAAGUGAUCCUGGGCGUUGUGGCCGACUUACCUUGCAUCAGCGUUUGGAACGUCUUCCUGAUGGCCAACUUCACCCUCGUCCUCAGUAUUUUCAUCCUGCCGCUGGUGCACACGUACGCCGGCCUGGCGGUCAUCUGCGCCCUGAUAGGGUUUUCCAGUGGUUAUUUCUCCCUGAUGCCCGUAGUGACUGAAGACUUGGUUGGGAUCGAGCACCUGGCCAACGCCUACGGCAUCAUCAUCUGUGCCAAUGGCAUUUCCGCGCUGCUCGGGCCACCGUUUGCAGGUUGGAUCUAUGACAUCACAGAAAAAUACGAUUUUUCCUUCUAUAUAUGUGGCUUACUCUACAUGGUAGGAAUACUCUUUUUACUCAUUCAACCGUGUAUUCAAAUUAUCGAACAAUCCAGAAAGAAAUACAUGGAUGGCUCCCAUGUUUAGUGUCAUGUUAUGUUUCCCGUAAGAUUUCUUUGUGGUACCCACGCCUACCUCACAUGAUUGCUGUGAGGAGCCUGUGACAUUGUGGGGAAGGGCUUUGGAUGGUAACGGGCACCGUCAUUUGUAAAUGCCAUGGUCGUGACUUCGUUCGAAAGCAGCACUGCCUUUCCGUUUGGGGAGAAGCAAUACUGGGAGGUAUUAAAGCCUGCAUAUGUCUUAGAGAAGACAAUGUCCUCCGAAGACACCCUACUAAAUAGUCGGUAGAAAUGCCCUUACAAAAACUAUUCUCUCUCAUCAUCCCCUGGGACUAAGGUUUUAGCUACAGCUUUUGAAACAAACACGGGGAAUAAAAUCUUUUCAACUCAACUACUCUUUGUAAGGUGGAAAUUAACCGAAUGCUUUUGGAAAGCUUACAGAGGACUGGGUUUCAAGCACAAGAGUAUAACUAGGUUUCAGAACUUGUUACAGGGAGCUGUUGAUCUACUAGUGAAAAGCAGGCUCUAAUUUCAAAAGUAAUACCUUUAGUACAAUCAGAGAAACACAGUUUAUAUUUUUAUGAAAGAAUCCUGCAGCUGGGGAGUACGGUUUCUAAAUCUUCCUCUAAGAAAAUCAUCUGCCGUCAAUCCUGACUCAAUAUCUAGCUAUAAACUGAACCUUAAGACAAAACGUAGAUAAAUAAUAAUGAUUUCCUUAGUGAGAGGUCGUAUUUGUCACACGAACAUUGAAUCAAGGGCUAUGAUUCAAGCACUUUUAUUCAUAUCAUUGGCCUCUUCGUUUUGGGAGCAUGAUCUGGGGUUUAUAAAAAAAUUUUUUUCUGGAUUUCUCCCACCCAAUAAAUCAAGCAGAGAGUAAUUGCUGGCCGGUAUCUAAAGCUGGCAGUUAAUCAUUUUUAAAGUGUGUUACUAAUCCAGAAUGUGAGACUAUCAAAUUGUGAGGUUCAUAAACAGAAUUCCCUUAGUCUAGAUGUCUGUGCACCUGACAAUGGAGUAGUGCUAACCAGUAGCCCUGCUCCAGAGUCUCUUGUUAGGGAGACAGUUCAUUUGCCUGAGCUCGUCGAGGUUCCAAAAAUAGUUCUCUUGACUGAUUUCGUGCGCAAAAGAUAACUGUGGUCCAUGACAUCAAAUAAUGCUCUUCCUUUAUCUGAGACGUUUAUUUUUCUAAGCCAGAACAGUUUUCGGACUACAGAAUGUUCUUCCCAGAUUUUGAAAUUUCUGGCCGCCUCACUUGUUUACACAUAUUUUAGAACCGUGUAAAUUUCUACUUACAAUUUGCUCCUCACACACGUAAAAAUCCUUUAAUAUCAUUGCCCAAUGUCUUGGGUCAAAUUUAUCUAAAGUGAGCACAGACCAUUCUGUUAUCCUUGGUAAUUAGAAGCAGGGACAGUACUAACAUUUGGAAUCACACAAUGUUACCCCAAGCUUCGUUUUAGCCAAUAGUUUCAGGUUUUUCCUCCACCAAACGCUUCAGAGCUGUCGACAAGGGAUUACGGGGACAAAUUUCCUUUUUGUUUUGUCUCCAUUAUUUCCUGUUCCGAUGUCUCGUGGGAGGAGUUGUGUGAUUAAAGGGACCACCAAAAUCACAAUAAUAAUAAAAGGCAGCUAAUGGAAAGGAGAAACAAAAGCAUAGUUAGUAUGCACACUCAAUAUUACCUCUAAUGACUCAAGAAUCGCCUGUAAAUUGUUAUAGACAAUAAAUUGCAUGCAUACUUCAUUUGGUUCAACACAACGACCCAUUUGUUAUCAUUACAGCUUUGGCUGCUGUUUAAGAAUCCAGCUGUCUAUUUUGAUAAAGGUAUUCUUAAAUCCUGAGGCAAUGCUCUCUCUAUAUGUAUUUACUGUAAUAUCAGAUAACUAGAUUGAGGAAAAAAACAAAACAUGUGUUUUAAAACUGACUACAAGCCUUCCAUUACUUUCAUGUUCAGACAACACCAAAUGAACAAGAGGCGGUGUUCAGUAUUUUGAAUGGUGCUAUAGACCAUGCAUUUUGCUGUUCACACUGCUGGCUGUGCAUCACAAACAUGAACUUUUUAUCCAGUUCCCCGGCUUUCGUUACGCCCAAGUUAGACCCGCUGAGGUGCAGUUCAUACAGCUGUUCGUUGACUUUCUGCAUUUGUGGAAGGGUGAUUUCUACCAGAUCAGAAGCUCCUAUUUUACAAAAACAGUAAAACCUGCUUGCAGCGUUCAUGUGGACAACAGAAUAAAAGAGAAUGCUAUGAAGAAUUACAGCAAGCAUAUUAACACUUCCUGUUUAAACGAUGUUAUUAUUCACAGUUGGCAAUAUUAUAAAUGGUUCAUUGUAUAUUUAUACCACGUGCUUUAUAGUGUUCCCCUCCACACACACAUAUCCAAGCGACUUUUCUUUACAUAAGAUGAAAUAAAUUUUGUCCUCUUUAAAGACGG